AUGUCAGAUGAUAAGAUGGAGGUGAAGGAGAGCGACAUGGAGGAGGCCGAACAAUCGAUAGUGAUGGGUGUUGUGCGAGAAGCUCAACGAUUGUACAACAUUGACAAGGACGUGGCUGCAUUCAUCAAGGAGGAAUUGGACAAGCAAUUGGGAGCCACGUGGCAUAUCAUAUGCGGGAAGUGUUUCGGCUCUCGAGUUUCUUAUGAGAUGGGACAUUUUCUGUUGUUGAAAUGCAAUAAGGUGGGGCUACGGCCUUUGACUUGUCGUUACUUCGUGAUAUAG
Messenger RNA from Haemonchus placei, 282 nucleotides. Lineage: Eukaryota; Metazoa; Nematoda; Chromadorea; Rhabditida; Trichostrongylidae. The record is from the annotation of a GenBank genome assembly.